CUCCCUAUAGAGAAGGGAAUGAGGGGAAGUUUAUAUUGGAUGGAGCAGAGCGUGAGAUGGAGGGACGAUGCUUGGGCUUUGGGAGCCAGAUGUAACAUUGCCCUUAAAUGGUAAAAGCUCCCCGGAGUAAAAGGGAGGGAGGCCUCUUCGGGGGGGAAAGGACACUUUUAGCUUUUUGGUUGGGAAUUUGCAUAACUAAGAAUAAACUGAAUUUCCAGGCACGGACGUUACUUCUAAUCUGGGCUUUAUGAUGGAGAGAUCCCCCCGGCUGCACCGGCUCAUUGGGUAGAAAUCAAUGCACAGAGCGGCGGGACCCCUGGAAUCGGCUGCGGCACUUGGGGGGGAGGGGGGGUCGCUGGCUGCGUUCAAUGAUGCCAUACAGGACUAGCAGAUGAGAACCUUUGGACUCCUAUCUCCUGCGGUGCCAACCUGCUCCUGUCGGGGGCGCUUGGUCACUCACAGGGGCCAUCCCGCUGCCCAACGCUCACCAUGCCUGGAGACAAGAAGAACCCCGCAGAUGCCCAGCAGCCGCCCUACCCUGGGAUGGUGACGGGCACAGCUACGGCUGACAGAGCCUGCAUUACCCCUGCCAUUAUCGUGCCGCAGUCUGCAAACGCUUUUGAUGAAACCCAGGAGAAGAACUGCCUCGACAGACACAGCCCCCACAGCCCCUCAGGGAGGUUGAGCCGCCAGUCAAGAUCCUCCACUUCUUCCAGCAACAACUUAAUCUCUGUGGAUAAUAAAGGGCAUGUGAUCGACCUGGUACACGAUAACUUGCCCGAUGUCAGGAUCUCAGACGAAGAUAAAAAGAAGAAUCUGGAGUUGUUGGAAGAAGCAAAGAAAGUCAGCGAGAGAUUCCUCACGCGGAGGGGCAGAAAGUCCCAAUGCAGCAUUUCCGACUCUCCAACAGCACUUUCUCCGUCCCCGAGCCCAAAGGUUUCCCCCGUGCCACAAAAUCAUUUAUUCACUUUUCCACUGCCUCCAGGUCCCCUUGACGCCUACCCCCCUGUAUUUGUUGGGCCUGCGGCUAUAGUGCAGAGCGCCACGAAGGGACUGGCCAAUGGGAAGCAGAAUGACCAGAGGAAAGUUUCCCAAGGAAGGCUGUCGCCGCGCUCCUCGACCGCCAAAGACGCUCUCUCUGAGCAGAAGGAGAACUUUGACCCUCUGAAGCACGUGUCCAGGAAAACGAGCGGAAGCGACGGCUGCAAACCGUCCCUCUCUAACAAUGAGAAUGGGCCCGGGAAAUCCAUUUUAAAGAAACCCAAAGAGAUGGACUCCGUAGGGAACGCGGUACAAGGCCCCGGGGCCACUAAUCCAGGGAUAAACAGUAAGGGAUUAUCAGCGGAGCAGCCAGAUCCUAAAUGUCUAUCUAGAUCGGAGCCUGGAGACUCCGCCGGUCGCCCUCCUCUCUUGAGGGCACUUUCUUGGGACAGUUUAGCCCCUGCACAGACGGACAGAACCCACACGGGGAAUGAAAAGGACUUCAUCGAGAGACUGCACGACCAAUGCAACAACAAACUGCCCAAACUUGUUGGUUUGAAAGACUUCCACGUCCAGCCGGUGCGACUGCAGAAGCUGACCAAGCUCAGAGAAGAACACAAGUUAAUGAGGAGUCAGAAUCUCACUGGACAGAAACUCCCAGAUCUGAGCGAGGCGGCCGAGCAGGAAAGAGGUCCCUCUCCUGUCCCCUCCCUGUCAGAAGAUGGAGAAGAAGCCAAAGGGGAGUCGGAUGUUAUGCCCAGUAUCCCAGAUAUUCUCUUACGGAAGCUGCGGGUCAAUCGGUGUUUGUCCAACAGUGCCCCGCCGCUGACUGAAAAGGAAGUAGAGAAUGUAUUUAUUCAGCUCUCGCUGGCCUUUCGCAAUGACAGCUACACCCUAGAAUCCAGGCUGAACCAAGCCGAGAGGGAGCGGAAUCUGACGGAGGAAAACAACGAGAAGGAAAUAGAGAACUUUAAAGCAACCAUCACGUCUUCGGUGUCAAUCUGGCAAAACAGCGAGCACAGGGAGGCAUACCAGAAGCUUCUAGAAGAUAUCUCAGUCCUUCACAGAUUGACCAACAGGCUCUCGAGCAGGGCGGAAAUGGUGGGAGCUGUUCGGCAGGAGAAACGAAUGUCGAAGGCCACAGAAGUCAUGAUGCAGUAUGUGGAGAACCUGAAGAGGACGUACGAGAAAGAUCACGCUGAGCUGAUGGAAUACAAAAAACUGGCAAAUCAGAAUUCCAGUAGGAAUUAUAGUGGCUCCGAUGAUGGGGUGGCUCGUUCAUCAAGAUCCAUGUCUCUAACGAUUGGCAAGAACAUGCCGCGGAGAAGGGUCAGUGUGGCUGUGGUCCCCAAAUUCAAUUUACUGAAUAUCCCCGGUCAGUCACCGAACACAUCUCCUUUACCCUUGAUGCCGCCCCUUACGGAGUCACCCAUUGGGAGAAGCAGCUCACCCGUCCUGCCAACGCAGUCUCCACUGGUAGAAAAUGCAAAGCCAAGCACAGAGACAGAAGGAGAGGCUCCAGUGGGGGUUCCAGUUCGGAAUGAACCGGAGGAAAUCAGCCCCGAGAUGAAGGCAAAGAUAGAAGAGGAGGCUUACAACAAGGGGUAUCAAGAAGGUUUAAAAAAGAUCCAGGGGAUGUCUUUAUUUAAGGAGGAGGAGGAGGAGAAAGCAAGUGAGGUCAUUGCUGAGUGUGAAGAUGAAGUAAAGGAGGAAAUAACAAAGCUCAAAAGCAGUAAAAUUGAAGAAUGCCUUGACUAUGUACAAAUGCUGUACCCCAAGUUACUGACCCAUUGGAAUGUCCUCUCCAUCGUGGCCGCUGGGAUAGUCCUCCUCGCCGUCUUGUUAAGCAUCUACAACUCAUUCACGUCCUGCUCCGAGCUGCCGGCCGGCCACCAUGGGAAAGCGUCAUGUUCAGCCUCUCAGAGAUAUUCCUGGUGGACCUCAGGGCUUCCCCAUAAGCAGCGGCGGCAGUGAAAGAUGGAGGGAGCGGGAUGGGAAAGUGCCGAUACACUGAAUUGUGCAGGGAAUACUACACAGUACGUGUCCAGCCGAGGCCUCCUAGUGCCUCAUAUGGACUGGACUCAUGCCCAGAGAGCGACCAAGAGCAGAUGUUUGGAGAGCGCCAUUGGGCAAACCUCAAGGGAAUGACCAAGAACAGAAGUCGACAGUCUCCACUUCAAUGUAUUUGAUGUUACAGAAUGAGCAAAGCCGAUUCCAUUCGUUCAUUCGCUGACAGACAGCAGCCAAUUGGAAAAUACAUUCCGGUCAUGUCUGAAAUAUU
Messenger RNA from Xenopus tropicalis (tropical clawed frog), 3262 nucleotides. RefSeq names its product inositol 1,4,5-triphosphate receptor associated 1 (gene irag1). The transcript has 20 exons. The record is from RefSeq and is a predicted model, not a curated record. The coding region runs from base 490 to 2955 and encodes 821 amino acids. Gene Ontology annotation, cellular component: cytoplasm; membrane. NCBI's taxonomy places the organism in Eukaryota, Metazoa, Chordata, Amphibia, Anura, Pipidae.